Messenger RNA from Rotaria sp. Silwood2, 957 nucleotides. Lineage: Eukaryota; Metazoa; Rotifera; Eurotatoria; Philodinida; Philodinidae. The record is from the annotation of a GenBank genome assembly.
AUGUCCAAUUUAUCAAUACAAGAAGAAAACAAAAAAACAUCAACAUCUAUUAUUCGAACUCAAAAUCAACAUUUAACAAAAUACUUUUCAUCAUUAACUUCUCCUAGAACAUCAAUUGUACAUCAAUAUAAUUCUAAUCAAAUCUCUAAACAUACAUUCGAUGAAAAUAAUAAACAAUCAGCUAAUUUAAUAAAUUCUAAUGAAAAAUAUUCUCAUGAAUUACUUAAUCGAAUAUCAACACUUUGGUUUGGUUCAAAUGUUGAUCGACAACAAGUAUUUAAUUUACUCAAAGAAAAUCAAAUUCAAUGUACAAUACUAUCAGAAUUUAUAGCACGUUUAGCUCAUUCAUUUUCAAAACAUAUUAUUGAUAUUGAUGAUAUAUCAAUACGUAAAACAAUGUUAUAUCAAGCAUUAGAAUUAAGUCGAAUAGCAUUAAAAUCCAAUAAAAAUUGUGCAUUAUGUCAUUUUUCUUAUGGACAUAUUAUUGGAGUUUUAUUAAAUAUAAAUUAUUUUUCAUUAAAAGAUAAAUUAAAUGAAGCAUCUUUAUUUAAAUAUCAUAUGGAAAAAACAAUUGAAUUUGAUAAAAAUUUUUAUGAAGCAUAUGCUUAUUUAGGUAGAUAUGAAUAUACAGCAUUUAAUUUAAGUUUAUUAGAACGUAAAGCAGCAUCAAUAUUAGGUUAUAAAAUUGAAGGAAAUUUAGAUAAAGCAUUAGAAUAUUUUCAUAUAGCAAUAAAAGGAAAUUAUGAUAUGAUACAUACAGUUUAUUUAUUAAUGGGAAAAAUUUAUCAAAAGAAAAAACAAUAUAAUGAAGCAAAAAAAUAUUUAAAUAUGUGUAUACAAAUUCCAAUUCAACGAAAAAGUCAAAUUAAUAUUGUAGAUAAUGCGAAAAUUUUGUUGAAAAAUAAAAAAAUUGAAAAUUUAUCGUUUGAAUCUUUCAUUUGUCAUUUGAAAAAGUAA